AUGAUUUUCUCCUCCCGUUAUCAAAUCGACAUCCCCGCAGUGGAUAUCCUUACUUAUGUGUUUGGGACCCCAGCGUUGCGGAGUGAUCCACCUCUUUUUGUCGACGCAGAGAAGCCUUCAAGAGCACUUCGCAAGGGUGAACUAGAGACCUGCGUAAAACGGCUUGCAGGCGGCCUUCGCCAGACCCUCGACUUACAGGAUGAUGAUGUUGUCGUUGCGUUCGCUAAGAAUUGUAUUUGGUACCCUGUAGUUUUUCUUGGUGCGAUUUGCGCCGGUGGGAUCUUCUCCGGCGCGAAUUUGCAACAUACCUCGACAGAACUUAUUGAGCAACUCAGUCUAUGCAGAGCGAAGUGUGUUUUCACUGACACUGAGCGACUCGACAAGGUCAUUGAGGCUGCAGACGCUAUUGGCUUGCCGAGGUCUUCGGUCAUACUCCUUGACGGGGAAGGUCAGGCUGCGACCGUUGGGUUCCGACACAUACGUGACCUCUUCGGCGAACCGCUCGCAUGGCAGGUUGAGAAUGACACAGGAGUGUUGAGAGAGAACAGUGGAACCACGGGAAAGAUCAAAGCAUGCAUGAUCACACACUACAACUUUGUGGCAAACGGCGAGCAAACACUUCACCUUGAUCGUAUGAGUCAGGCCCGAGCGAAGGAGUCGGAUCAAAAGAUACACGAUGUUCAUUGCAUAUUUUCCGCGUUCUCCCAUGCCAGUGGUCUACUCACGUGCUGCGUGGCCAACGUUCGACGAUCAUGCACGACUGUUGUCCUACCCGAGUUUCGUUUAGAAACAUUUCUCGGUGCUAUUCAAGAGUUUCGUGUCACGCACCUGCUGUUAGCCCCACCAGUGGUUGUUCCGUUGUUGAAAAGCGAUCUUUUAUCGCGGUAUGACGUCUCGAGUGUGACGUCUCUCGUCUGCGGAGCAGCACCCCUGCAGCCCGAUGUCUCCAAGAGGCUCGAGAAUGUCUUCAACCCCAACAAGGCCCACAGUCGGCAAGGAUGGGGAAUGACCGAGGCCACGAUGGCUGUUACCCUCUUCGCCCCUCAUGAGUUUGAUCCUUCUCACAAAGGUGUCGGGUACCUUCUUCCCAACAUGCGAUUGAAGGUCGUCAGCCAUGAUGGCCGCGAGGUCGGCUACGAGGAAGAGGGAGAGGCCUUCAUCCAGGGCCCGAACAUAUUCAAAGGCUACUACAAGGACCCAGACGCAACACGAGAGAAUCUGACAGAAGACGGCUGGCUGAAAACGGGAGACGUUGUAAAGUUGCAGAGGAACGGCCUUUUGACCAUUGUUGACCGAAAGAAAGAAUUCAUCAAAGUUGGCGGAGUGCAGGUGGCCCCCGCCGAACUUGAAGGGUAUCUCCUUGAGCAUGAGCUUGUUAAAGAUUGUGCUGUGAUACGCGUGAUGCGAGACGGACAGGAAUGUCCACAGGCUCACAUCGUCCCCGCGAACGAGAACCUCGACGUGGAAUCCAUCGUUGAUUUCAUGGAACAUCGACUCGCGGCAUACAAAAGACUCACGGGAGGGAUUGUGUUCACAAAGGCCAUCCCGAAGUCAGGUUCGGGCAAGAUUCUACGUCGAUUGAUCCAAGACCCCGAGGCAGCUGCUUAG
Molecule: messenger RNA, 1608 nt
Organism: Colletotrichum gloeosporioides
Lineage: Eukaryota; Fungi; Ascomycota; Sordariomycetes; Glomerellales; Glomerellaceae
Product: Acyl-CoA ligase azaF
Exons: 8
Coding region: 1-1608 (535 amino acids)
Biological process (GO): secondary metabolic process
Molecular function (GO): CoA-ligase activity
Source: RefSeq, a predicted model, not a curated record